GGCUGCCGCUCCUGAAGCGGUACCUGCGGGCAUGCGACAAGCUCGUGCUCGAGACGGUGCCACAGUUGCGGGAGCACUUCAUGAAAGAGGGCCUGCGGCCAGCGAUGUAUCUUCACCAGUGGUUCUUGUCCGUCUUCAUCAACUCCUUCCCGCUCUCCAUGGUCUGCUUGCGCACUCCGUGAUAACCCGACUGCCGCCAUUCCGCCAGGGGCAUGCGUCACAGUUGAGCAAACGUUGGCUGGGAGCUUAUCGUUAGUGAGGGGGUAAUUCAUGUGCGCCCGCACCUUACCCACGAUGUUUAGCAGACUUGCGUGCUUCGCGAUUUCGUCUGGAGUGUAUCCAUGGUGGGGCGACGGAUCAUGGCCAUCCUGACAUGUCGCACAUUGGAUUGUUGUCCACCAUCACUCGGCACAGGUCGUACAAUGUUAUCACUGCAUACGUUGCACAUUCAGACUAGAAAGGACGGGAACAUACGUGAUGUAUCAUGGAAAGCAUGUAGGGAGCAGCUUGCGCGUAUGGUCAGGUCAUGAUUAUAUGGGAUGUCAUCGUCACCGAGGGUCUACCCGUGAUUCUCAGGAUCGCAGUGAAACCGUGCAUGGGUUGUAUUCAUUUGUUUCCAAGGUAUGCUUGAUUCCAUUUCAAUGCCAAAUUGUGUUUAUAUAGAGAAGGGGAAGGAAUCCACAUGUAUGUACUCGGCUUGCGAGUGCCAUCAGUUGAAUUGGGCGCAGCUUACAUCUAUCUCUACGCCGCAUUUCCGUUGUGCUGUUAUGGCUGGAAUUUCCCUAACAGGUUGUGCAAUAUUCUGACGCGUGAGGGACAUCUCUCUGGGGUUUCUCUUUCUGCCAUCAACCGGACUCUUGCUCGGCAUCCUCCUCCCCAUGCCCCGCCUAAGAGGAUAAGAGAAGGAGGAGGUGGAGGAGGCGCAGGAACAGGAGUCGGAAUGAGAGGAAAAGGAGUCGGCCUGCUCAGGAUCGCAGUCUCGAUCUUGCAGGUUCUGAAGGACUCCCUGCUCGAGAUGAGCCUGGAGGAUAUGGCCAAGUUCUUCAAGAUGAUGAAGAGCUACGAGACUGAGGACGAGGAGUUGAAAUCGUUCCGGAUAGGGCAGUUAUUGAUGCAGCACACGGUGCACGUGCAGAUCCCAGAAUACAUCAUGGAGUACCUCAGAAGUGACCUGGACUCGGAGGACCUGGAGAGGGCAGACAUCAACUUGGAGUACUGGGAGAACGACCUCAGCGGCGGCAGCUGGCUCCAGUCGUUCACGCGCUUGUUCUGGUCGAAGGGGUCCAACCGGAAGGUCGCCGGCCCGGCGGCACACACGCGGCCUGCGCCACUGCAGGAGCCGGGUGGCUCGGCCGCCGCGGGCGGCUCGCUGGCGCCCGCCGGCGC
Messenger RNA from Prorocentrum cordatum, 1386 nucleotides. NCBI's taxonomy places the organism in Eukaryota, Dinophyceae, Prorocentrales, Prorocentraceae. The record is from the annotation of a GenBank genome assembly.